AUGGAUAAUUUAGAGAAGGAAUCAAUUUCUCAAUUGAAUAUUAAAAAAAAUAUCAAUUUAUUAUUAAAAAGAUAUCAAAAUAAUCAAAAUGAUCGCAUUAAUUAUCCUGAAAAUCCAGAAAAAUGGAUCAAAUCUGAAGUUGAUUUAGAAGAACAAAUCCGAUUCUUUAGUGAUUUAUCAACUAUUCCUUCAUUAUAUAUACAAUUUCUAACAUUAAAUGGUUUUAAAAUAUUAUCUGAUAUAUUAUCACAUCAAAAUAUUGAUAUAGUAAUAGUGUGUAUAAAUGUAUUAUCGGAAAUAUUGGAUCCUGAAAUAAUUUAUACAUUAGAAACAUCAAAUGAGUUUAUAAAUCAUUUGGAAUCUUUAUCAAUAGAUAAAUUGGUAGUAAAUUCACUAAUAACUAUUCAAGAAGAGGAUGAAGUGGAUUAUAAUGGUGUUAAAAGUUGUUUUGAGUUAUUGGAGAAUUUAAUGGAAUUAUCAUCUAAAAUAUUAUCUGACUUGGCUACUAAUGAGAAGUUCUUGUCAUAUUUGUUAACUCGUAUGAAGAAGAGGAAAACAAUGGCAUAUGAUACUAAUAGAGUAUAUUCUAGUGAAUUAUUAUGUGUAUUAUUACAAGGUUCUGAUGAAUGUGUUGUUAAACUUGGUUCAAAAGAACCAAUUGAUGGUAUUGAUCAACUCUUAAGAAUUAUAGCAAUUUAUAGAAAACGGAAUCCAGAUUCAUUAGAAGAGGAAGAAUUAGUUGAAAAUUCAUUUCAAGCAUUAUGUAAACUAAUGUUCAAUAAUGAGAAUCAAAUAAGAUUUGGUAAAAUACAAGGAAUACAAUUAAUGAUAAGAUUAAUUCGUGAAAGAAGACAAACAUAUAAAUUAGCACUUAAAUUACUCGAUUUUGCAUUAUUAGAUUCUACAUAUAAUUGUCAAUUAUUCGUACAAUUAUAUGGAUUAAAAUCGUUAUUUAGUAUAUUAAUGAGAAAAGGUGUAUUAACUAAAGAAGGUACAGAACAAGAAAAACAAGAAGACGAGAAUGUAAUUGGUAUAAUAAAUUCAUUAUGUAUAAAUUGUACUGGUGAAGAAUUAUUAAGAGUAAUAAAUAAGUUUGUGGAGAAUAAGCAUGAAAAAUUGGAAAGGAUAGUAGAGUUACAUAAAAAGUAUACACAAAAAUCAAAUUUAUACAUUAAUAAAAUGAAUAAAAAGAAUGAAAUACCUGAAUUGGAUGCGGAGGAACAAAAUUAUCUUGAAAAGUAUGAAGCUGGACUCUCAAUUUGCCAAUUAAUCGACUGUCUAAUUGUCAGAAUAUAUAAUAUGAACCAAGAACUGUCAAUAUGCCUUUUAUUAUUACUUAAAAAUAAAGGCAUUAAUAUACAAGAUAUUUAUAAUCAUAUUACAGAUUAUUUGGAACAUAUGAGUGAAGAAGGAAAAGAAUUAAAGAAUCAAGUGGAAGAAUUAAUGAUAAAUUUUUUAAAAGGAGCUAAAAAUUCAGAAAUGUUCAAUUAA
This is a messenger RNA of Theileria annulata, 1491 nucleotides long. RefSeq lists its product as uncharacterized. The record is from RefSeq and is a predicted model, not a curated record. The transcript has 12 exons. Lineage: Eukaryota; Apicomplexa; Aconoidasida; Piroplasmida; Theileriidae. Bases 1 to 1491 code for a protein of 496 amino acids. Gene Ontology annotation, cellular component: spliceosomal complex.